Phialemonium atrogriseum is the source of this 1352-nucleotide messenger RNA. RefSeq lists its product as uncharacterized. Gene Ontology annotation, cellular component: mitochondrion. Gene Ontology annotation, biological process: fatty acid beta-oxidation using acyl-CoA dehydrogenase. Bases 213 to 1238 code for a protein of 341 amino acids. The record is from RefSeq and is a predicted model, not a curated record. Lineage: Eukaryota; Fungi; Ascomycota; Sordariomycetes; Cephalothecales; Cephalothecaceae. The transcript is spliced from 2 exons. Gene Ontology annotation, molecular function: electron transfer activity; flavin adenine dinucleotide binding.
CGUCAAUUAGAGGUGGUCUGUGCUUUUCACCCCUGUAGUCCUCCGGAGACUGAGAGCCUUCCAUGAGCCCUCCACUGCUGGUUAACCUCGGGCCGCAGCAAACCGUCGUGACGAUUACUCGUAGCAGCAGUUGACAACAUUUCUUCGUUUUUCAAUUCCUUUCGCUUUGGCCGGGCUGCGUGAACAGCAAACAAGUCAAUCGCACCCUCAAAAUGCUAGCCACUGCACGCCGGGUAGUCUUCGGACAUACCCGUCGAGGGUUUGCAAGCCCCUCUGCCCUUCAGCGCCUGUUGUCGUCGCUUGCGAUCUUGGAACAGAGAGAAGGGAAGCUCAACCUUGGGUCUCUAAGCACAAUUACGGCGGCAAAGAAGCUGGGGGGCCCGGUUCAUGCCUUCGUUGCCGGAAGCAACGCAAAGUCGGUUGCUGAAGAGGCUGCCAAGGUCGAGGGAGUCGAGAAGAUCGUUGUGGUGCAAAAUGCCGCGUAUGAGAAGGGACUCGCCGAGAAUUUCGCUCCAUUACUAGCGGAGAACAUUAAGAAAGGAGGGUAUACUCAUAUCAUUGCUGGCCACACUGCCUUUGGCAAGAACAUCCUGCCUAGGUUGGCUGCAAUGCUGGACUCGCAGCAAAUAUCGGACGUCAUAGCGAUCGAGGGCGAGAACACGUUCGUUAGACCGAUAUAUGCCGGAAAUGCGAUCGCUACUGUCGAAUCGUCCGAUCCGAUCAAGAUCAUUACCAUCCGCGGAACUGCUUUCCCGGCGGCGGAGGUUGCGGGAGGCUCUGCUGCCGUGGAAGACGGCGCAGAUCCCAAGGCGGAGAGCCCUACCGAGUGGGUUUCCGAAGAUCUUACCAAGUCGGACCGUCCUGAUCUGGCCACGGCGGGCAGGGUGGUUUCGGGCGGCAGGGGCCUGAAGUCCAAGGCGGAAUUCGACCGGGUUAUGUUGCCCCUUGCGGAUUCUAUUGGCGCUGCCGUCGGCGCCUCCCGGGCAGCUGUAGACGACGGUUUCGCAGAUAACAGUCUGCAGGUUGGGCAGACCGGGAAAGUGGUCGCCCCGCAGCUAUACAUGGCGGUCGGAAUCUCUGGGGCAAUCCAGCAUCUCGCGGGAAUGAAGGACAGCAAAGUUAUUGCGGCUAUUAACAAGGACGGGGAUGCGCCAAUCUUCCAGGUUGCAGAUGUGGGCUUGGUGGGAGACCUCUUUGAGAAGGUUCCCGAGCUGACGGAGAAGCUGAAAAGCUCAUGAGAAAAUAGAGUUGUUUAUGGUUGUAGAUUUUAUGAUGAUAUUACAUGUCUGGUCGACGUCUGUUUCGAGGCUGUCUUCAGCCAGCUACUGCCAACAUUUCCGCUGUACUGGUGA